Eriocheir sinensis (Chinese mitten crab) is the source of this 2478-nucleotide messenger RNA. RefSeq names its product ubiquitin recognition factor in ER-associated degradation protein 1-like (gene Ufd1-like). Bases 261 to 1169 code for a protein of 302 amino acids. Gene Ontology annotation, molecular function: polyubiquitin modification-dependent protein binding. The record is from RefSeq and is a predicted model, not a curated record. NCBI's taxonomy places the organism in Eukaryota, Metazoa, Arthropoda, Malacostraca, Decapoda, Varunidae. The transcript has 6 exons. Gene Ontology annotation, cellular component: VCP-NPL4-UFD1 AAA ATPase complex.
CGAAAAAUUAUACCAUAGCUUCUCCAUGAGAGACAAUAAGAAUAAAACAGCCACAGAGGAGUAAAGAGAAGGUCGAAAAAGGGAACUCUCAGCCCAGACCAAGACCAAGACCUCCUUUGUUUACCUCCUCCAGCUGUACUUGAGGGUCUUAUUUUUAAGAAACCAAGCAAUCGUAGAGGCCAGUGCAGCAUUGGAAGAGGCAGUCUUACUGCCAACCAACACUUGAUUGUCAAGUCACUCUUCAGGAGCUAACAGUAAACAUGUUCAGCUUCAAUGUGUUCGGGGAGGCCCUGCAGCCCCGCCCCUUCAACACCCAGUACCGAUGCUACUCCGUGUCCAUGUUCCCCGGGGACAAGCAGGCGGUGGAGAAUGGCGGCAAAAUCAUCAUGCCACCGUCAGCGCUGGACGUCCUGACGAGACUCAACAUUGUGUACCCCAUGCUGUUCAAGCUGACCAACCAGCGCGCCAACAGACACACACACUGCGGCGUGCUGGAGUUUGUGGCGGACGAGGGGAAGGUUUACAUCCCUUACUGGAUGAUGAGAAACUUGCUGCUGGAUGAAGGGGAUUUUGUGCACAUUGAGUCAAGAUCUCUCCCUGUUGCCACAUUUUCAAAGUUUGAGCCUCAGAGCGUGGAGUUCCUUGACAUCACCAACCCAAAGGCUGUCCUGGAGAAUGCCCUGCGAAACUUUGCCUGCCUGACCCAGGACGAUGUCAUCGCACUGAGUUACAACGACCGGAUCUAUGAGAUGCGUGUGCUGGAGGUGAAGCCCGGCAACGCGGUCAGCAUCAUCGAGUGUGACAUGAACGUGGAGUUUGCGGCGCCGGUGGGUUAUCAGGAGCCGGAGAAGAUGGACACUUCCUCUCAGCUGCCGGAGGGUGAAAAGGAGGAUAUGAUUCCAGAAAAUGUUGGCUUCUACUCCUUCCAGGGCUCAGGAAACAGACUUGAUGGGAAGAAGAAGAACUUGGAGCUUCCCCAAGAGGAGCUUCUGAAGAGGCUGCCCAGACAAAGAGGCAUCCCGGACUACGAGUACGAGGUGGGCUACAUCAAGUUCUGGCGCCGGAUGCCCAAGACCAACGGCACGGAGAACAAGGUGGAGGAGCAGGAGGAGUUUGAGUCUUUCAAGGGCAAAGGCACGUCAUUGCGGCAAGCCAAGAGCAGGAAGUGAUGGAUGGUUUUCUAACCAUAUUUUUUGGGUCCAAAGUUUCUGGUUUACUGCUAGUAUCUAAGUAUCAUAAGGAGCAUUAUACUAUGUUCUUGAAGGCAGGAGAAUACACUCACACCACAGAAGGUCACCUUGUUAGACGCACCUUUCUCCUUUUCUUCCUGACAAUACUCCCAGAAAUUUUCCUGCGUCUGAGAAGCUCAUAAUCAGCACUCACCUGUCUGUGGAAAAAAAGGUAACUUCCAGCUUAGUUUUAUAGCAGCAUUGUUUUGUGAUAUUUAGAAUUGUCUAUAAUACGGAAAACUUAUAUUUUCGUAAGUGCAUUUAGUUUUAAUGAAAUAUGUAUUGUACUUUUUAUGUUAGUCCAUUUUUAGUUUGCUAAAUUGUAAAAACUUUAGCAUAUUAUUUAGAACCUGCUGAAGCAUUGUUAUUUAGUGCCUAAAUAUUAAAAGUUGUGGUAAAUAAGAUCAAGGUGCAAGGCAGUAAUUUUAUGCCUAGGUGUAUGCAUGCCUGCAACAACUAUCUGGAACCAAUAUUAAAUAACCAAGAAUUUGGUUAUUUAACAGUGUUAAGAAAACAAUUAGGAGUGAUUACCAUGUUAGGUGUUGCAUUAGAAAAGUAAGAUAAAGAAGUUUGAAAGUAUAUUGAGGUAAGUAUUUUAUAAGGUAGGGGAGUGGGUGCUGUGUGAAUGCGAAUACUUCUCACCAUGUGUCACAAGGAGAGGCCAUUAGGAAUGGUUAGAUAACCCCUUGCAUAGGAAUUUUCAUUUCCAUGUAGAUAUGGAAAAUAUAUAAAUUUUCUGUUAUUUUACAUGUGGGAGGAGGCUUUGUUUUAUAUGAAAACUUACUCUGUAUGGGAAGGUAUGUGUUGCAUUGAUGGGCCCAGAGAAGGGAUGAUGGUAUGAAAGAUCCUGUGGAAUGGUGAGGUUGAGAUGUGUGUGAAAGGGAAAUAAGAGGAAGUAUUAGAUUCAUCAUCGGAGAGAACAGCAUAAUAUUACCUUAGCUCAGUAAGUUUGCAUAUAGAUGGUGUUAUAAGAGGAACAGAGACGGGAAUUGACAAGGUCAAGUGUAAUUGUGAGAAGGUGUUUGUAAACUGAAACAGAACACACUUCAUUGCAGAAAUUGGAGAGAGUUUUUAAGUAUAGUAAGUUCAUUAUUAUAUGAUGAAGUGAAUGACGGUAAAUAUAAAUACAAGUAAAUCAUUGGUCUUUCAAAGAGGCAAGAAUGCCAUGAUUUGCUAUGAGAAAGCACAGAAGAGUUAGAUAAGAAACAAAUGUAAUGAAGUCAAAAGAACAAAUCAGGAAAAAGGUGAA